Molecule: messenger RNA, 907 nt
Organism: Rosa rugosa (rugosa rose)
Lineage: Eukaryota; Viridiplantae; Streptophyta; Magnoliopsida; Rosales; Rosaceae
Exons: 2
Coding region: 146-709 (187 amino acids)
Source: RefSeq, a predicted model, not a curated record
ACAACCUCUCAUCACGCCACGACCGGCGCAAUUGCCACGUGUCUAGCCCAAUAUGACUUGAAAAACUUGGUUUGUAGAAUCUGGAAUUGCAGGUUGCAAAAGGCUCUGAAUUUGACUUUUCUCUCUCAUUUUCUCUGAGAUAUCCAUGGAAUCCAAACAUCAGAAGAAUGUGGAGCUGAUUGACGAGGCGAUCAAGAGGCUGUUGGAGGAGAGGAGAAACAACAGAGGAGCCUCCGGAGAAGGCGACGACGACCAGCUCCUCCUCUCCCAAUUGCUCUCUCAGUUGGAAUCAGUGAAAGGCAAUUCCGAGGAGAUUCAGAAAGCCGAAGCUUCAAACGAACCGGGAGAGGUAACAGCAACCUCUGAAGGUGGUGAAUUGGAUGCGAAAGAUAACAAGGGUGGCGGUGGAGAAUUUGACAAACAAGAGAUAGUGAGAGAAUUGAAAAAUUUGAAGAGACAGAACACCAUCACUCACUGGCUUCUUUCUGUGUUGGUAGUGCUGACUAUAGCUUGGCAAGCCUCAGAGAUGACCCUGCUCUUGAAAAUGAAACAUGGAUUGAGCCACCCAUUUAGCUGCAUUAGGACAUUGUUUUCAGGGGGUUCGGAUCAAACUGGACAGGAUCAGAAGCGAAAAAGCGAUGCACUACCUUCUCUCAAAAUGCUUGAUCUUCCCUCUGUGGAAUUACCAGAUAUUGGCAAAAAACAUUGAGCAACAUUUUAAACUGGAGUUAAUGAAGACUCGAAGAGAGUUGAUUGAUCUGCUUUGAUCAUAUAGCAGAGUGGAGCCUAGCUAGCUAGCAUCUCAUUUAUGUUUUUCAGUUGAUGUUUGUGAAAAGUUGUUGCCUACUUUUGUGUACAGAGGAAGCUCAAGGAGCACUCGUUUGUUAAUUAGUUUUUCACCCACUCA